Molecule: messenger RNA, 438 nt
Organism: Morchella importuna
Lineage: Eukaryota; Fungi; Ascomycota; Pezizomycetes; Pezizales; Morchellaceae
Exons: 1
Coding region: 1-438 (145 amino acids)
Source: RefSeq, a predicted model, not a curated record
AUGUCGAACUCUGAUACUUCGUCCCCCACCACUACCAGCGCCGUAGGUGGAGACAUCUUUGGCGAAUACACACUCGAUCAGCAACAUACUGGCAGCGAGGUAAAUACAGAUACAGAUACGAAUGGAGAGACAGAUUCAGAUUAUACAGACCCACCACCACCAUUACCGCCCAUCGUAACCAAUGAAGUCUACUCACGCAUACCCAUGCCAGUCGCUGGUAGUCGCCGGUCCUACAUUGUACCCCGCAGCGAAACUGGAUAUCACCAUGAUGAAGAUGAUAAUAACGAAGAUAUCGAUUAUGAUGAAUCUGCCACAGUCCACGCAGAAGAGGUGAGAGAGAGGUUCAGGAAGGGUGUGAGGAGGGUCAUUUGUGUGGUGCGGAUGAUGAAAGAGAUGCCUGGCGAAACGUGGAGAAAGAGUUUGGGGGAAACUUGGUAG